AUGUCGGAUUCGCCCGACGAGAUAUGCGUGAGGACAGACGGCCCCCCGCCGCCCAAGCGUAGACGCAUCGCCGCGCCUCCGAAACCUCGCACAACUGCCUAUGUCGAUCUGGAGAGCUACAGCGACGAGGGCGAGCAACACCUCCAGAGACUCUUGUCAGCCCUGAGAAAGAAGAAGAAGAUCGUCGUGAUUGCCGGCGCCGGCAUAUCAGUGUCUGCUGGGAUCCCUGAUUUCCGCUCAUCGACCGGCCUGUUUGCCACUCUUCGUGAGCAGCACAAGCUCAAGGCCUCUGGCAAGCAUCUGUUUGAUGCCUCCGUGUACAAGCACGAUUCGUCAACCGAGUCCUUCCACACCAUGGUCCGCGAACUCGCCCACAUGACGGCCAAGGCCAAGCCGACCCCAUUUCACCACAUGCUGGCGUCUAUUUCUGCCGAAGGACGGCUCUUGCGUCUGUACAGCCAGAAUAUCGACACUCUGGACACGCAAAUGCCGCCUCUAUCAACCACCGUCCCGCUGAAUAGCAAGGGACCUUGGCCCGCAACCAUCCAGCUUCACGGCGGCCUCGAGAAAAUGGUAUGUACGAAAUGCGGCCAUCUGGAGCCGUUCAAUGCCUCCUUGUUCGAGGGCCCAGAACCUCCGCUGUGCGAGAAGUGCAAGGAGCAAGACCAGGUGCGGACCGCCUUUGCCGGGAAACGGAGCCAUGGAAUUGGCAGGCUGCGCCCGAGAAUUGUGCUUUAUAAUGAGUACAACCCCGAUGAGGAAGCCAUCGGCAACGUUUCCAAGGCCGAUCUGCGAAGAGUGCCUGACGCCGUCAUUGUAGUGGGCACGAGCUUGAAGAUCCCCGGGGUGCGGAGAAUUGUCAAGGAGAUGUGCCAGUUAACCAGGAGUAGAAGGGAUGGCAUUACCGCCUGGAUCAAUAUCGACCCUGAGCCCCAGGGCGUAGAGUUCAAAGACUGCUGGGAUCUCGUCAUCCGCGGAAAAUGCGACGACAUCGCCGAGCUGGUGAACCUACCACGCUGGGACCAGCAAGACAUAGGCGACCGGGACUCGUACAUGGUCACUGGUGAUGAGCAAAAGGAGAAGCGGCUGGAAGCUAGCUUGCAUCGCGAUAGAAUUGACGUGCUCCUUGAGCGCAAGCGGAAGCUUCGCACAGACGAGGAAGGCACAGUCUCAUCCCAAGAGCCGCUGACGCCCGCAAAUCGGAAAUCCGCAUUAGCCGAGCAAAGAGGCAUGCCGACGCCGAGCGCGAGCCCCAGAAUCCGGAGCCCCCUUCCCCCAGUGGUCAGAUCCGUGGCCAAGGAGAGAACCAAGCAGAGCACACUCGCAUUUGGCAGCAGCACCAAGAUGCAGAAUUCGCCGUUAUCUCCUUCAGCACAGAAGAAACCUGCUGCUCCAGCAAAACGAAAACCGCGCCAGCCGUCCAAAAAGAAGGAGCCUGCCGGCGUCAAGCCCAAGAACCGGCUCGACCAGACCUUCAAAACCACCAAGACGACCGCAGUUGCCGCUACUGGUGGCAAGGACGCAAAGACGCCGCACAAACGAAAGGAUUCCAACUCCUCGUCGGACCUGUCCUCACCUCCCGACCACCUUCCCAGCGACAACUUCUUCGGCCUCCCUUCGCUACGCCCGCAAAACAGAGCCCACAAGCCUGCCCCGCUGACCGUUCUCCCUCCCCCGCCGCCGAGCGGCAGCAACGGAAGCGGCAUGGACGACUUUUGGAAGGGUGGGUCGAGUCCUCCGCAGACCCCGACCACGGCUUCGGCAUGCGACUUGGCCGCGCCGGCGGGGACCAUCUCGCCUACUUCCAAGCCUAGGAGUAUGGGGCACCUGAUUGACUGA
Molecule: messenger RNA, 1839 nt
Organism: Canariomyces notabilis
Lineage: Eukaryota; Fungi; Ascomycota; Sordariomycetes; Sordariales; Chaetomiaceae
Product: DHS-like NAD/FAD-binding domain-containing protein
Exons: 2
Coding region: 1-1839 (612 amino acids)
Biological process (GO): negative regulation of transcription by RNA polymerase II; regulation of DNA repair; pericentric heterochromatin formation
Cellular component (GO): nucleus; mating-type region heterochromatin
Molecular function (GO): NAD+ binding; histone deacetylase activity, NAD-dependent
Source: RefSeq, a predicted model, not a curated record